Hemibagrus wyckioides is the source of this 5017-nucleotide messenger RNA. Its product is annotated as NLR family CARD domain-containing protein 3-like. Lineage: Eukaryota; Metazoa; Chordata; Actinopteri; Siluriformes; Bagridae. The transcript has 5 exons. Bases 1235 to 3439 code for a protein of 734 amino acids. The record is from RefSeq and is a predicted model, not a curated record.
AAAUAAUAAAGGAUCUAUAAUAUUGCAUGGCAUACCUGUGAGAGAGAAAAUGUAAUGAAUUAAUGAACUCUGUUUUCAGUAGCAGGACUGAAAUGAUGGGAGGAUUCAGAAAAAAGAUUGAAUGAAAUUUUAUAAAGUUACAUAGUAUUUGUGUUAAUUUGUGUUUAUUAUUAAACAAUAUUACAUAAAAAUGCCCUUACAAAACGUGUUAUUCUUGCUUACCCCCUGUCCCUAAUUGCCCCCUGAUGUUUUGGCCUCGGCCCCUGAUGUUUGCAAAUCCUAGAAAUGCCCCUGGAACUACGUAACUGAUUGUAGUUCAGAUGAAUUAAAUUAAAUAAUGAAUCUUUUAAUUGUACACACACUUGAUUUGGCUGGAGAUCUGUAUGUGUUUACAUCUAAAUCAUUUAAAUUAGCUUCAGCUGGGAAUGUUUAGAUUUUUAACAUGUCUCUGUCAUUAAUGCAUGUUUACCUCAAAUCACAUCCAUUUAUUGUUUAUACUGAGUUCCUUUAUCAAAAACUCCCUAAUGGUCAUGAAAAUAAAACCUAAAAAUAACCAUUAGAGAACGUUCCUAGAAGGUUAUUAUUUGGUUUUGAAAAAAUAAUCAAAGGGGAAUCCUAUGCUAAUGUUAGGAGAAGGUUCUGUGUUUGCUGGCUCUCCUGUUUGGGGAAUAAGUUGCUCCCCAUUUCAACAAGCAGGGAAUUAUCAGCCCUAGGAGAAGUAGUGUUACUAAUAGAACAAUGUAGAGAGUGUCUAAAAUCUUUUCCCACUACACUCUUACAGACUGACAUAAAUACACCUAUUUUUAAUGAUUUAUUUUCAGCAGUCAAUCCAUCAUUGAUAAACAAACCAGAACCACAGAGAGAGAGAGAGAGAGAGAGAGAGAGCGUGUGUGUGUGUGUGUGUGUGUGUGUGCAUAUGUGCGCGUGCGCGGCUGCGUCCCUGCCCCUCCCCCCUCUGCAGAAUAAACCGUUAGAUGAAAGUGAAACUCAGCUGCUCCAUUUUGUUCCGAGAGGAAAAUAAAAUAUUCCAGGAGUAAAAGCUAAAGCUCUGAUAUAUAAACGCUCUAAAUGAAGACGUUUAGAGUUAAUAUAAGGAGUUUUGUUGGUUUGUACUGAAGUUUUUAAUGUACACAGGUUGUUUUAUGACUUGAUAUCGUGUGUAUAGUGUUUGAUUUAACACACCGAUGUUGGAGUGAAGUAAACGUGUGUCCUGCUGUAAUCUGGAGAAGGAGACAUGACCUCCAACAUGAGUGUGUCUGGAAAACAGGACUUAAAGAAAGACGAGAGAAUGAUGGAGGGAAAGAGAUCAGACUCACCAGAACCCAGCUGUGUGUCCAUGAAGAGUGACCGGUCAAUGGGAGAACCAAUUUUCUUCAGAGACAGUUCUACUGAUGUGAGACCACAGAAGAAGAAAUCAAACAUCAGCAGAAAUCAGCUGGACUCCAUAUUCAAGGAGCUGGAACACAAAGUCAUCACUCUGAUAAAGAAUGAGCUGAAGAGGUUUAGGAAGCUCCUGAGUCCAGAUUACCCAGCAUGCACUGAGAGGGAGGUGGAGGAUGAGGAGGAUCUGCACAGUGUCAGAGAGGGAGCUCUGAAGAUCACACUGCACUUCCUGAAGAACAUGAAGCACACAGAUCUCGCUAACACACUGCAGAACAAACUCCCCUCUGUGUGUCAGACAAAGCUGAAAUCCAACCUGAGAGACAAGUUUAAAAGAAUUAAUGAAGGAAUCUCACAGCAUGGAAGAUCAGCACUUCUGAAUGAGAUCUACACAGAGCUCUACAUCACAGAGGGUUGGAGUGGAGACGUCAAUAAUGAACAUGAGGUGAGACAGAUUGAGACAGUGUCCAGGAGACCAGCAACACAGGAGACACCCAUCAACUGUAAUGACCUCUUUAAGGACAAGUCCAUCAGAACUGUGCUGACUAAAGGAGUUGCUGGAAUUGGAAAAACAGUCUCUGUGCAGAAGUUCAUUCUGGACUGGACUGAAGGAAAAUCAAAUCAGGACAUCACCUUCAUGUUUCCACUUCCCUUUAGAGAGCUGAAUCUGAUGAAGGAGAAAAAUCUCAGUCUGAUGAAUCUUCUUCAUCACUUUUCCCCAGAAAUAAGAGAACUAGAAUCAAUAAACUGUGACUCCUACAAAGUGGUGUUGAUCUUUGAUGGUCUGGAUGAGUGUCGACUUCCUCUAAAUUUCCAGAAGAAUGAGAGAUUGUGUGAUGUGACAGAGUCAGCCUCAGUGGAUGUUCUGCUGACGAACCUCAUCAAGAGGAAUCUGCUUCCCUCUGCUCUUCUCUGGAUAACCUCUCGACCAGGAGCAGCCAAUCAGAUCCCUCCUGAGUGUGUAGACCAGGUAACAGAGGUACGAGGGUUUAAUGAUCCUCAGAAAGAGGAGUACUUCAGGAAGAGGAUCAGUGAUAAGCGCCUGGCCAAUAAAAUCAUCACACACAUGAAGUCUUCAAGAAGCCUCUACAUCAUGUGCCACAUCCCAGUCUUCUGCUGGAUCUCAGCCACUGUUCUAGAGAGAAUGUUGGGUGAAGCAGAGAGUGGAGAGAUCCCCAAGACUCUGACUCAAAUGUUUACACACUUCCUGAUCUUUCAGAUCAAACACAAGGAUGAAAAGUACCUUCAGAAACAUGACCCUGAUCCUCAGCAGACCAGAGAGAGUAUCCUGGCACUGGGAAAACUGGCUUUCCAGCAGCUGGAGAAAGGAAACCUGAUCUUCUAUGAGGAAGACCUGAGAGAGUGUGGCAUUGAUGUCAGAGAAGUGUCAGUGUACUCAGGAGUGUGUACCCAGAUCUUCAGAGAGGAGUUUGGACUUCACCUGGGGAAGGUGUUCAGCUUUGUACAUCUGAGUGUUCAGGAGUUUCUGGCUGCUUUAUACGUGUUUUUCUGCUUUAAAUUUAGAAAGACAAAUGUGCUUGUGGAGCAAAGCACUGGACUUUUUAAUUUCUUCAGAAAUCCAAACAUGUCUGAUCUCCUCAGGAGUGCAGUGGACAAGGCCUUACAGAGUCAGAAUGGACACCUGGACCUGUUCCUCCGCUUCCUUCUGGGUCUCUCACUGGAGUCCAAUCAGACUCUCUUACGAGACUUAAUGCCACAGACAGGAAGUAGUUCUCACAGCAAACAGGAAACAGUGAAGUACAUCAAGGAGAAGAUCAGGGAGAAUCCAUCUCCAGAGAAAUCCAUCAAUCUGUUCCACUGUCUGAAUGAACUGAAUGAUCAUUCUCUAGUGCAGGAAGUACAGACUUACCUGAACACAGGAUAUUACAGCUGUCUCAGUGGAUCCAGUCUCUCUCCUGCUCAGUGGUCAGCUCUGGUGUUUGUGUUACUGACCUCAGAACAGGAGCUGGAUGUGUUUGAUUUGAGUAAAUAUGAUCCAUCAGAGGAAUGUCUUCUGAGACUGCUGCCAGUGGUCAAAGCCUCCAGAAAAGCUGAGUGAGUAUUUUUAUUUAUAAAUGUAUUACUGCAUGGUUUGUUAUUUUAAUGUAACACUGAACUGCACUGUUUGGAUUAAUGCUUGUUAAUAGUUCCUCUAAUCCUCUUUAAACAAACCUCUGGUACUUUUACAGAAGAUUGUUUCACUUUUUACACUAACACGUCAUGUCUGCACUGAGGGCUGGGCCAUAUGGACAAAAUCUUAUGGAUCAGGAUAUGAAUCAUUUUAUAUCUUUUAUAGAUGAAUCAUGAUAUAUUAAGUUUUCUCUAAAAUUUAUAUAAAACUCUGUACUUAAUAACUGCAUGCAUUUAAGAACUAAACACAUUUCUGAACUAAACAACAGUGAAAGACACUUUUUCUUUUCUCUGUUUAUUCUGAAAGUGACAUUGAACAGAACUCUCACAAAUGAGAAGAAGAAAAACAUCAAGCUGUCAAAAUGGGAUCAAUAUGAAUAGAAAAUAUAAAAAGUAAAUAUUAAACACUCUGUUCACCUUCAAGUACCUGUUUAGGUUCAAGUUCCUCAUCUUUUGUUCUGUGACACAGUGUUGUGGAGAGAUUCACUCUGUCAUGCUUUUAUUUCUUCCAAUUUUUCACAUUUUCUUCCUAAUUUAAUCCCGGCUGAUUCCCACCAUCUAACUGGGAACAAAAUACUGAACUGGACCAUACUGGAAAGAGUCGAGUUGGAUUUUCUUUAAAUAGUAUAAACUAGUAACAGGGCCAUUUGGAACAAAUAGUGCAUUUUUAUUACAUUUCCUUUCUUAUACUCUUUAUUUAAAAGAAUCAUUGUUUAUUUAAGAAAGAGAUUCUUAUUUUUUGUACAUCUAUAUUUUCCAAAAUCCAUUCUAAUAAAUAAAACACUAUAAAUCUAUAUUGCUAAUAAAAUUAUUUUCUUAAGUGUAAUUUUGAAAGAAUAAAAUUGCCCAGCCCUUACCACCUUCUGAGACAAGACGACAAAAACAACUCUAUCUUUUCACACUGUUCCUGUAAAUUAACACACUUGCUGUAACUGACCAGUUCCAUAUGUAUGACCACACACAGGCUCCCAUGACUGGCUUUACCUUGUUUAAUUACCUGGUUUAGUUUGAACAAAUCAACCUUUUUCUUUAGUUUGGAUCUGUUUGGACGUAUGUGAAGACUCCACCUGUACUCGGGUCCACACCAAACACCUGAACCAGUGUUUGUGUAAAAUCAGAGGUCUCCAGGUGACAGAUUUGUACCUGUACGAGCACAGAGAACAACACACACCAACUGUUUUACCGUCUCUGUGAAAUUCAGCAUAUAACUCAGUGUAAAGUACGACUAGUAUUGGCAUGUUAUUAACUGCUAGUGUACAGCUCUAUAAUUCUUUAUUUUCUGUAAUAAAAUGCACUGGAUCUGCAGUGUUGGGUGUAGAAACUUGAACACAGAUCAGAGUGUAGUGUUUGUAGGCUGCUCGCUCUCACCUGUGUGUGUUAUGUACAUGACCUAAUGGUCUUAUAAUAAAUUGUAGCUGAGAGAUUGUGGAGUUCAGAAAGACGUCCCUGCUCCUGUAAAUGUCCUGAUGUGGUGUCCUGUCCUCUGAUUUCUGUGUGAGAGAGAAAC